CUCGUGUGUUCUUCGAGCGUGUGUGAAAGAGUGAGAGCACCGAAAGCUUUGGAGAGAGUUUUCAUUGCAUGUGAAAGCUCUUGGGGAUUUUUAUUUCGAGUUCCAGGCUCCAGCAGCGGUGAGGAGGAGCGGCGGCGGCGGCGGCGGCGGCGCUCGAUUUCACGGCGAUGGCGCUUGCUCCAGGUGAUGCGGUGCUGGAUCGAUCGAUCUAGCCCCGCGUCGUGCAGCCGGCGGGGCUUGGUAGGAGCCGAAUCGCCACUUCGCAAGCGCUGUGUCGGUAAUAUUAAUUGCUGCUGCUGCUCGAUCUCUCCUCGUUUGCUUUCUUCCAUAUUUCGAUCGAUCUCUUCCCGCUGUGCUUGAUUUCUCGUCGUGCGUCAGUGCUGUGGGGACCAGGAGUGUGGAUUUCUUUUUUCUUUCUCUCGCUUUUCUCUCUCAAGUGAUCUAGCCAGUGUUUUAGCUCGAUAGUCUCCUCGCAGUUCUUCCAAAACCCUGCCAGUCUUUUUUUUCCUUGACAUUCCUCCUCCAUACAUAACAAAUCUCCCUUCUUUUCCUUCUCUCCUCAUCCCUGAGAGUUUAAAAAAUCUGGUGUGCCAGUUUCUGUUUGUCUGUCUGCUUCCACUCCCUUCUUCUCUCUCUUCAUCAUCGAAAUUCCUGUGCUGCGCUUAUCCUAAGCUGGGUUGGCUCUCAAAUCUCCUAAGAGGCGGCCUAGCAGCAGCGAACUGGAAUCCCACGAUCAUGCUCAGACGUGCUGGCAGGAGUAAUGUCCGGUGUAGCUAGCUGGGCCGAAGCAGGGAAGAGGGUAGUGAGUAGCUCCUGAGGAUGACGAGAUCUAGCAGAUGGCAGGAGGCAGGCAAUCUGGAAAGCUUUGGGCACAGGUUAUAGACUCGAGAAGAUGGUGGCUGUAGCUCAGUGACCGCAAAGUCAUCUCUAAAGUUCCAAGCUAGCACGACUCAGCAGGCAGGUAGCCACUGAUCACUCUCGAGGACCACUCUCGAGAGCAAUGGAUUUGGGUGGCCAUGAAGAAGACAUUCCCAUUCCAAUUUCAGCGCAGUUCAGUGCCGCGGCGAUACACGAGACUGCAGCCAAGCUCAAGCUCCUGGCGAGUGGGAAUGGAACGCCAGCGGCUCAAGUGGGAAGCGGCGCUGCAGUCGUAGUCGUCUCCGGAGAGGCGGGGGCGGCGGCGGCGGCGGCAGGGGGUGACAGCAAAAGCAAGCGUCCAGUGAGGUACACGCAGUGCUUGAAGAACCACGCCGCGGGUAUCGGCGGGCACGCUCUGGAUGGGUGUGGAGAAUUUAUGCCGUGCGGAGAGGAAGGGACGCUGGAUGCUCUCAAGUGCGCUGCCUGUGACUGCCACCGCAACUUCCACCGGCGGGAGGUGGAGGGCGAGCCCUCUUGCCUCGAGUGCCACCACCGGAAGGACAAGAAGCGGCUCAUGCUGCCGUCGAGAUCAGGGGAGCUGGACGAUCAAGGAGUCUACAUGCCAAACGCUGGAGGGCCUAAUCUCAAAAAGAGGUUUAGGACGAAGUUCACGGGAGACCAAAAGGAGAGGAUGCUGGCAUUUGCGGAUAAGGUGGGCUGGAAGAUCCAGAAGCACGACGAGGCCGAGGUCCAGCAGUUUUGUAACGAGGUGGGCGUCAAGCGUCACGUCCUCAAGGUGUGGAUGCACAACAACAAGCACACGCUGGGGAAGAAGAUGUAAGCUGGCCAGCCGGGGGGGGGAUCAUAUAUCUCAAGAGGUUUCCUCGUCUUCUUUUAGUCGCUUCGUUUGAGAGGUGGUGCUACUGCUACCUGUUUAUGUUCUAAAGACUCGCUCUCGCUCCCGCUCCCAGGUGUAUCUCGUGCAUGCGUCUCUUAAAGUUUGGGUGCGUUCUCGGCUCGCUGCGAGAGGGAAUGAGAUCUCUUCGGUAGGAACUUUCGGUAGGAACUUUGUUGAGCUUUCAUUCUGUUUGUCUCUGCUGCUUGCUUCGCUUCAGGAACCCUUCGUUGGUUUUUCCAUCUUGGUUUCAAAGCUUGGUGUGGUGAUGAUCAGCUGAGUUUCUUCUCUUCACUCUGACGUUUCCGGCAGCACGCCUUCGCUGCCUUGUACACUGUUCCGGAGGCGUGAAGGUGGAAAUCAAAUCCAAUGCUCCAGACUGGACGCGGCGGUGCAGCACACUUCAUCAUUUUCGGCAUCAGACACCGAGACGGAGAGCGAGCAACAAAAGAGAGAGCUUUAAUCGCACAUGUUUGGACGAUGUAUUAAUGCACAGCUUACAAAAGGGUCGACGGAACGGACCCCGGGCCCCGGCUUGCCAGGCAGGGAAAGGACUGUCUGUGCUCACUUGAAAUUUUGGUUUCAGGUGAUUGUCAUGCACGAGACCUGGCUGGCUGCUGGCUGCAACAGCGCUCUGCACCACCACCUCAUUGGAAAACGCAAAGGAGUGUGACCCUGACACACCGUCGCUUUCUCUGGCCGCACCGCAACAGCGUCUCGCUGCACUGCCACCGCCACAACCAUUUGCUAGCUCGGACAGCUACGCGGCUAGGCUGCUUUGUCCCGUAAGUUUCAAGUAAGAUAAGCUGGUGGCUAACUCUUCCCGCGCAUAAAUCCGUCCUAUCAGGUCAGAGCUGCAUACUUUGCAUCGUUAUUCUUGUGCCCGGCAUUCGCAUCGGAUCCUGCCUGUGUUCUGUGAGACCUUCCAGCUUUUGCACUGUACUGAUCUUUGCUGGCCUUUCGAGGGUUGGCCGAUUGGAGAAAAGAAAGAGAAAGUGAGUAGCAAAUCAUGGUGAGCGUGUCGUGCGUGUGCUGGAAGUGCUGCUGCUUGUAGCGAUGUGGGAUAUCACAGAUUUCUUUUAAGCCCAGGUGUGGUGGUGGUUGCUCCCGCUCAUGAUGCUAAAUCCAUGAACUCAUGACACACGCACAAUAAACAACGGCUAAGCUCCUUCGCUCAGCCGACAAGAGUGGUAGCUAAAGAUCAGCCAAACGAACCCCGGCGACCCGAGCAAGCUGGAGCUAGUAACGGACUACCUGAAUUAGCUGGCCAGCCAGAGCUGGACUGGAUGGACGAACCAAAAGCAAAAAAAAAAAAAAGAAACGCUGCCUCGCUCAAUCAACUUCACAGCUUUAAUAGGACUCGUAUAAUCUCGGACGCGAGAGGGCAGCAGCAACAACAAGAACGAAUAAAAUAGGAGGUAUUUGUCGUAUGGUUUGUAGGACAGGCUUUUUCCUCCCCACAAAAAGAUCUGAUUCGCCACAGUGGUGCUGGUGGUGGUGUGGUGUUCUUCGCAGGGAAACACAGCGAGAGAGAAAGAGAGAGAAAUAAUAUAAAAGAGCCAAAAGAGUCAGAUUUCUAGAAGAUCCCGGGCAGCGAGCGGGUGUUUGCGAAGAGCACUUGCGUGUUUUCCGGGCUAGAGGAAGAUGCUGUCCUCGGCUGGCUGUGGCAAUCUUUUGUUGUGGCUGGCGGCCAUCUCUUUUCUCAGCUGCGUUAACACAUCUUCCAUCGUGAA
Molecule: messenger RNA, 3486 nt
Organism: Selaginella moellendorffii
Lineage: Eukaryota; Viridiplantae; Streptophyta; Lycopodiopsida; Selaginellales; Selaginellaceae
Product: zinc-finger homeodomain protein 2
Exons: 7
Coding region: 1001-1699 (232 amino acids)
Biological process (GO): regulation of DNA-templated transcription; regulation of developmental process
Cellular component (GO): nucleus
Molecular function (GO): DNA-binding transcription factor activity; transcription cis-regulatory region binding
Source: RefSeq, a predicted model, not a curated record